AUGACCACACGAUAUGGGACAACGCGGACGGUGGAGACGCCGAUGGAUUUUGAAUUUACAUCGCGUCCAAGCAGCUUUACGAAGCCUGUGUGGGCGCAGGACGGGGAUAGUCCUCGGAAACGCCCACUCGCAGAUGUCAAUGCAUCCUCGCCCACAUUCCCUACCUUUGGCGCGCAAAAGCCCUCGAAUGUGCCUUUCCUCUUUCAGGAGCCUCCGCCACACUCGUCGCAUCCCCCCGCGUGGGCUCCACCUCCUCGCUUUGCACCAGAGAAAACCUUCCCUCAGCCGGAGCUCCGCGAUAUCGACAUGGUAGAAUCGAGCCCGCCCCGGCCGGGGAGGGAGAUUGAUGGAGCGGAGGGGAGAGAUGAAGCGAGGUCGAAAGAGGCGGAGAGAGCGGAAGGAGAAGAGAAGGGUGAGCGCAUGCUGGCGCUAGGUGGAAUGCGUCGAGUCUUUCGGUCGCGCCAGCAGAAACGGACACGCAGUCGGCUUGGGCGAGGGAGAAGACGUGGUGACGGCAUUGAACACAGUGAUGAGGAGUCGGACUCAGACAGCGAUGGGGAAAACGAGGGCGAACGUGGGCUGAUGCCACAGACAACAUCGAAUCACUACACACUCAACAUGGCAGGACCAGCGCCACCUCCAUCGGAUCUGCCGUAUGUGCUGCUAGGAUACUUGCAGUUUUUCUUCAAUUUGUCGCUCGUGCUCGUGUUUCUGUACGUGCUGGUGCAGUUCAUUCUGACUGUGCAGAGGGACGUGGAGCAGAAGAUCUCUGAAUACUCGAUGGAGAUUGUGCAAGAGAUCGCGCAAUGCGCGAUGCAGUACAAGGCAAACCUCUGUGCUACUAAUCCCAUUCCGGCUAUGGCGCACCAGUGCAGUGUAUGGGAGACAUGCAUGAAUCGCGACCCCUCCAAGGUUGGCCGAGCGAAGGUCGGCGCGGAGCUCAUCGCAGAGGUCGUGAAUGGCUUUGUAGAACCAAUCAGUUGGAAGACUCUGGUAUUCUCCCUGUCAUCGCUCGCCUUUGCGACGGUCUUCGUCAAUGCGUUGCUUUCUCUGUAUCGAGCAAGGAUAAACCCCGCCGCGCACACGUCGACGAUGCUUCCCCCACAGCCUGUCUCUGCGUUCCCGAUCGCGCCGCCCCCGUACUCUCAUCAUUAUAUGCAUUCCCCCGCUGUCGAGUGGAGCGGGAAGCCAUGGCCCAAUGCAGAGAAUGAGGUCAACCAAACGCCUAGUAGGAGGAGGAAACUCGAUGGUGGGGCGGUGGAGAAAAUCAGGUAG
Molecule: messenger RNA, 1275 nt
Organism: Fibroporia radiculosa
Lineage: Eukaryota; Fungi; Basidiomycota; Agaricomycetes; Polyporales; Fibroporiaceae
Exons: 4
Coding region: 1-1275 (424 amino acids)
Biological process (GO): lipid homeostasis; nuclear envelope organization
Cellular component (GO): nuclear membrane; nuclear envelope
Source: RefSeq, a predicted model, not a curated record